Molecule: messenger RNA, 1565 nt
Organism: Pelagomonas calceolata
Lineage: Eukaryota; Pelagophyceae; Pelagomonadales; Pelagomonadaceae
Source: the annotation of a GenBank genome assembly
CGGCAACGGGACGGCACGCACUGGUGCAGAGGUUCUACGCUGACGGCAUACGCUGCAACGAGUCAUAAGCAGUGCGCCGCUGCGCGGUGCAGCAAUUACCCCACCCCAUGCUCCGCAAAGCCCUCCUCGCCGCGCUCGUCGCCGCGGCCCAAGCUGCCUCGCUCACGUCCCUCAAGACCACGGACGCCGACUUACUGAAGGAGGCGUUUUUUGGCGGCGACUGCUGGACCAUCGCGUGCACUGAUGUGCAUGAUAAGAAGACCGGCGCGAAUCUGCUCGAGAAGGCCCUCGACGACGCGAAGGCAGCGAGUAGCUGUCGCGGGGCCUCGCUCCAGUGCGGGAAGAAACUGCCCUCCGGGAAGACGCCGCUCCAACGACUGGGCAUCGAGCCGCCGAAGCAGAAGGGCCAUCCCUUACUGAUUUUAUGCGUCAACGGCGAAGCAAGACCCCUGAACAUGGACGAGUACGCGCGCGUCAAAGAGCAGAGCGCGACGCCCGACGCGCGCGUCCUCUCCAAAACGCUCGUCCAGGCGGGCCUCGCGCCGAAGCCGAUCGUCGUGAACGACGAUGCAGCGUUCAACAGGCAGUGCGCCAACAAGCGCCACUGCCUCGUGGUAAGCUUCAAUUCAACGACGAGCGACGUCAAGGCCUUCACGCGGGCGGCAGCUGCUGUUGCCGCUAAAAGACGCUUGCUGCGCGUCGUGCUGGUGGACGGGAAGCACGGCCACUUAUCGCUGCAAAAGGCGCUGCCGGCAAACCCGGCGACCGCGCUCUACGCGCGGCGCCUCAACGCGAACGAGCAGGCCGCCCUCCAGGCCAUCAGCGCCAAGGUCCCGAAGGCGAAAGGGGUUUCGAACGAGCUCCAGGCGUCGGCCUGCGGCGCGUCCGCGAUCGCGGGGCGGGACGCGGAGUCUGCUCAUCUCAAUUUUGAGAGCAAGCUUAUUGGGCCGCGCGAUUGGCGGUCCCGUCAGGACGCGGCGGGGUUGGUCUUCCGGCGGGGCGACGCGUACCUGUCCUACGCGGCCGUGGCGCGGGGCCUCGCGGAGCGCGAACUCUUCGGCUCGGACGCGUCGUACGCGGCGGCGCAUCCGUUGGUGCGGCUCGGCGACACGACCUACACGCACGGCGCCAAGGCGUUCCGCGGUGACGGGUUUGACAGUGCUGCCUUGGACGCGUGGCUCGGCCCGUUCCUCUCGACAGCGGCGGACGACCGCGCCUUCCUCCAGCUCGGCCUCACGGGCCUCGCGAAGCGCGUCAAGUUCAAGGCGACCUCCUCAAAACGACCGACGCCGCGGCCGCGGCCGGCGCGCCGGCCCGCGCCGAAACCGAAGCGCCGCGGCGCCGUCGAGGAGCGCGACCGCCAAAAAGAACGCGCCGAGCGCGAGCGCGAGCGGCGGGAGCAGAUGGACGCGGCGGGCGCGGACCUCUUCGAGACGGUCGAGGUCGGCGCGGACGGCGAGGCGACCGCGGUGGAGGAGGAGGACGACGACGACGAGGACGACGACGAGGAGGACGAGGACGUGGAGAUGAUCUAGUUGUGUGGUGUAAUUAAACUUAGGAAGUGU